Spizellomyces punctatus DAOM BR117 is the source of this 369-nucleotide messenger RNA. RefSeq names its product transcription elongation factor SPT4. The transcript has a single exon. Gene Ontology annotation, molecular function: RNA polymerase II complex binding; zinc ion binding. The record is from RefSeq and is a predicted model, not a curated record. Lineage: Eukaryota; Fungi; Chytridiomycota; Chytridiomycetes; Spizellomycetales; Spizellomycetaceae. Gene Ontology annotation, cellular component: DSIF complex; nucleus. Bases 1 to 369 code for a protein of 122 amino acids. Gene Ontology annotation, biological process: mRNA processing; chromatin organization; regulation of transcription elongation by RNA polymerase II.
AUGUCUACCUCUGUCGACGACGUCAUUCCCACGUCCAAGGAUCGCCGUCAUCUUCGUGCCUGCCUUCUUUGCGGAUUGAUAAAGUCUGCCGCUCAGUUUCGUUCCACCGGCUGCGAGAAUUGUGAUGAAGUACUGCACUUGAAGGACCACCCUAAAAGAAUCACAGAAUGCACCUCGGCCAGCUUCGAUGGAAUAAUUGCGCAGAUGAGACCGGAGCAAUCGUGGGUCUCCCGCUGGCAACGCACAGAUAAAUUUGUAAAGGGAAUGUACGCCAUCCGAAUCACGGGAAGGCUCCCAGAGGAAGUCCAAGAAUUGCUGAACGAUAACGGAAUAAAGUAUCGGCCAAGGGACGGAAGCGUUAGAGAUUAG